Anolis sagrei ordinatus is the source of this 6459-nucleotide messenger RNA. It is a transcript of the gene MBNL1, whose product is annotated as muscleblind like splicing regulator 1. Gene Ontology annotation, molecular function: RNA binding; metal ion binding. Gene Ontology annotation, biological process: regulation of RNA splicing. Gene Ontology annotation, cellular component: nucleus. Lineage: Eukaryota; Metazoa; Chordata; Lepidosauria; Squamata; Anolidae. The record is from RefSeq and is a predicted model, not a curated record.
CUCUGCCUGCCUGCCUGGCUCCCUCCUUCUUUUCGGGCUGGGCUCUCGGUCGCCCCGCCGCUUCCUGGGAAGCUUUGCUGAAACGGAGAGGGGGGGAGAAAGAGAGAGGGAAGGCGGGGCGGCGGCGGAAACCAGACCUUGGCGAUAAGAAGAGCGUGCGGUGCCCAGGCGUCGGCGGCCCCAGCAACAGCAAGAGCAGCCUUCUUGCAACCCCCUCCCCUCCCCGCUCUUCCUCCUCGCCGUCAUCACCCCCCAUCUAUUCCUCUCUCUCUCUCUCUCUCUCUUUCUCAAUCUCUCUCUUUGCUGGGCGCCGCAGGGGGAGGGGGGCCGCGGGAGGAAUGCCGCUGUGACACGCAGGGCGGCACAAGUCCCAGCUUUUUUUCUUCUUCUUUCCUUUCCUCUUUCCCUCCCCUUUUUUGUUUUCCCCUCCCACCUUUUUGGUGGUGGUAAGAGUGUAUUUUUUUUCCAAGUGGGUAUUUUUUUCCCCCUCUCCUUUUUUUUUUUUUUUUUUAAUUUUUGGGUUCCGCUUUCCAAUUUGUCACCAUCCUCUCCCGAAUCCCCCACAAUGCCUUGGUCGGUCUGUCCACACCACGAUCUGAUGGUUGCCUCUGGAAAGAAAUGUGAGAGAGGUUGGUACUAAGAAGUGCCUUUCCUGACGUCUCUGCUGCUUGGAACCGCUUCUAGAGCAGUCCCUGCUUUUUGCCUUGCUUGCUGCCAGCUAGACUGCGACGACAGCACAUCUACCCUCCACCUCUAGUCCAGCCACCCCUCCCCUCAUUUCUACUUCUAAUCAAGAGAAAGAGCUCUAAGCGUCCAGCAUUGCCCUAGGCUGCUUUAGUUAUUCUCAUAGAAGUAAAAGUUUGCUGGAAAAGUGACCUGCCUUCUGCCAGAAAGGAAAAAAAAUUAAAGAGAGGAGAAAAAAUAAUCUUCGAUUUGUUGCUCUAAACUGCUGCCUCUGUCUGUGCCAAACUAAUCGAUACCAAUUGCACCACACCAAAAAUUCAAAAUUAAAUUAUUAACAAUUAUUGCAAAUUCAGCUGUGUGGAGAUCACCCUUCAGACAACUUUUCCUGACAGCAGCUUGGAAAUUCUGUGUCGAAGGGUCUGCCACGUUUUGCUGCUUGCAUUUUGGGCUCCAAUUUGGCACUUGGAAUGAGUAAAUGAGAGCACAAGGCUCCUUCCAGGCCACACUUUUAAAUGCUGAUUUUACUUAACAAUCUUAGCAUUUCUCUAAGUACAAAAAACCCUCCCCUUCUUUCAAUUGACAGUUUCAUGCUGUGACUUUCUAGUGGAAACCUUUUCCUUGCUGUUGCAACAACACGAUUUUACAUCUUUUAACAUUGGGCUUGGGGUUUGGGGAAAUAUUUUGGAGGUGACAUUUUUCAUCGUUUUGAUUCUUAUCAGUUUGGCCUUCUUCUUUUUAAUUUGUUCAUUUCAUUGACAAUUUUUAACUACCUGUAAAAUCUAAACAUGGCUGUAAGUGUCACACCAAUCCGGGACACAAAAUGGCUAACACUGGAAGUGUGUCGAGAGUUCCAAAGAGGGACUUGCUCACGACCAGAUACGGAAUGUAAAUUUGCACAUCCAUCGAAAAGCUGCCAAGUUGAAAAUGGACGCGUAAUCGCCUGCUUUGAUUCAUUGAAAGGGCGAUGUUCAAGGGAGAACUGCAAAUAUCUUCACCCACCACCACACUUAAAAACACAGUUGGAAAUCAAUGGACGCAAUAACCUGAUUCAGCAGAAGAACAUGGCCAUGCUGGCCCAGCAAAUGCAACUAGCCAAUGCCAUGAUGCCUGGUGCACCAUUACAACCAGUGAACCAUAUCCCUCAGACAUUCCAAAAAAGAGGGGGGGAGGGAUCUGCCUAUUUCAUCGACACUGAUUCCAUUUAUCAAUACCAAACACUAAAGCAAGAGGAGUGCAGUCCAAGCGGCACCCCUGGAUCUGUCCUUGUUUGUACUCCGCUUCAUGAGCCAAUGUUUUCAGUUGCACCAAGCUUAGCCACCAAUGCUUCAACGGCCUUUAACCCCUACUUGGGGCCAGUCUCCCCUGGCUUAGUCCCGGCAGAAAUCCUGCCAACAGCACCGAUGCUGGUUGCAGGGAAUCCUGGUGUACCAGUUCCUGCUGCUGCAGCGGCAGCAGCGCAGAAGCUAAUGAGGACUGACAGACUGGAGGUGUGUCGAGAAUAUCAGCGUGGCAAUUGUAACAGAGGAGAAAACGAUUGCCGGUUUGCUCACCCUGCCGACAGCGCAAUGAUUGAUACCAAUGACAACACCGUGACUGUCUGCAUGGAUUACAUCAAGGGGAGAUGCUCAAGGGAAAAGUGCAAAUAUUUUCACCCUCCUGCACAUCUGCAAGCUAAGAUCAAAGCAGCUCAGUACCAGGUCAACCAAGCAGCAGCUGCUCAAGCAGCAGCUACAGCUGCAGCCAUGACUCAGUCGGCUGUCAAAUCACUGAAGCGACCCCUCGAGGCAACCUUUGACCUGGGAAUUCCUCAAGCUGUACUCCCCCCAUUACCAAAGAGGCCUGCGCUUGAAAAAACCAAUGGUGCCACCGCAGUCUUUAAUACUGGUAUCUUCCAAUACCAGCAGGCUCUUGCAAACAUGCAGUUGCAACAGCACACAGCCUUCCUCCCACCAGGCUCAAUAUUGUGCAUGACACCCGCUACAAGUGUUGUUCCCAUGGUGCACGGCGCUACGCCCGCCACUGUGUCUGCAGCAACAACAUCUGCCACAAGCGUCCCCUUCGCUGCAACAGCCACAGCCAACCAGAUACCCAUAAUAUCUGCCGAACAUCUGACUAGCCACAAGUAUGUCACACAGAUGUAGACAUUUAAUCAUCGAACAAUCAUAUAAAAGAAAAGAGGACAGUGUGGUUGAAUGAAGAAACAGGACAGGUCAUUAGCCAUAAUGUAUAUACUGUCAAAUAACAGCACCUGAAUUUCCUCAGCAGUAAGACAUCCACAUAUUGCAUGCUAACAAGAUAAAAAUGACAAAACUUGGAAAUCCACUGCACACUGUUGCCUAUAUACUUUGUACAUUGAAUAGAUAUUUGUGCUGGGGUGAUCAUAUUGUCUAAAGACUACAACAUUGUCUAUCUUUUCUAGCACACAGGUAUCUAGUGCAUACGGCAGCUGAAGUAUGCAUUGGUAGACUCUUUUCCUACAUAAUCAUGUAUGUCAUCUUGAAAAGACAGACUGUGAUGUAGCCAUAAAUCUAUUAUGUAUUGGUACGUCUGUAGACCAAGAUAUAAUUUUUAAGCAAGUUUAUUUCUUUCAAGGUUUACAAAUAACAAAAGGUGCACCUUGUAUUUAAAAUUGCCAUGAUAGAAGAGACCGUGCAUGCACAGUAUAAUUAUUUUCCUUUUUUGUUUUGUUUUAAGAGUAAUAUUUUUAAAUGUAAUAGAUUGUAAGAAGUGGUAAAGAGGUAUCUGACAGAGAUGAAUGUGCCAAGUAAAAACCACAACUGUGUAUAUUUUUAAAGCACACCAAUGGCUUUAAGUACCAUGUUGUUAAAGAUUCUCAUGAAGUGCCAUAGACUGUAAUCAACAUAGAGUAUUAUUUCUUCAGUGUUACAUUAAGAGCCACAAUUUUGUUGUUGUUUUUUGCUUGUUUUGCUAAUUGCUAAUCAGUCAAAGGGCACCCUUCAGUUUUAAACCAAAGCUGUCUCAGAAAUGGCCACUUUAGUUAACAGUAGACAGCACAAUAAUUUUAAAACAAAAUAGAAAGAACCCUAGAUAUACAGGUUAUUCCUACACAUACCGGAUAUAUAAACUUAUAUAAAUUAUUAUAAUACCUUGUAUUUGUAAUAGUUAUGCAAACUAUACUGUAUAACACAAUAUAUAAUUGUUUUUUUUAAAAAGGGAAAAGCCAUUUCUGAGACACUGUUAGCAAAAUGUUUAAGGAAUUUCCUUUUUGCUCGUGUUUUUAACCUCUGUCAAAAGUCCAAGAGACUCUAAAUGUGUCGUAGAAGGUGGGUUUGGCUUUACACUUAAAAUGCAUCAUUUCAAAGUCAUGCACUUCAAGAAAAGAGUGACUCUAAUUGUGGGGAAGCACUGACAUCAGAUGCACGAUAAAAACCAAAACAAUGAUGUCUAUGAAAAAAUGUCAAUCAGAAAUAGACAUUGGGCGGGUUAAAUAUUGAGAUGAGUUUUAUAUGUGAUUUCUUCUGUUCUAACUGCUUAUAGCCUUAGAAAGCCUUUACAAAAAUGAAACAAAAAAUAGAUGUUCAUUCAAGUUUUUAAGAAUGGAUUCAUCCAAAGGAAAUCAUUUUUGUGGUUUGGAUGUUGCAGCUAGUAAAGGAUAUAUUUUGUUCUGUUCAGCAAAGUUAAAGAUUGCUGAGGUGGGGGCCAGGUCACUGGUAGUAUAGUGUGGAAUGGAAGAGGCGAGAGUUCAGUUCUAGAACUUUCCAUACUUCCAAGUUUACUUGCAAGUUUUUAUGCUUGAGAGAUGCUUUCUAAUUAAAAAAAAAGAAUGAUGUGUUGAUUUUACUGAUUGUACUGUACAUCUAUUAAAGCCUUAGAUUAUUACAUUACGGGUUAAAACCCAUACCAAUGUAAUUUCAAUCGUGUUAAGAAAGUAUAGGUGACUUCACAUGUUUAUUGUAGUUUACUUACAUUAGAGAAUACGACAUAUUUUUCCUCGUUAAAAUAGUAGUUUAAUUUCCUACAUUUAUUAGAUCAUGUUCAUUUUCUAUUACCAGAUGAUUGCCAUUUCAGUUUAUAGGAUUUUGUUUUAUUAGAUUUUACUGAUGGAUUUUUCAAAAUAUGAAAAAAAUUAAAAAGUUUUUUUCUUCAUAGCAUAUGCAGUUUUGAAUUUACAUGUAGUGUCAUGAAUAUUCGUAUUAUUGUUAACUAAAUGAUUUAUAUUUUACUGAUUUAAUAUUACAAUGUAAGAAUAUCAGUCAUUGUUAGUUCUUGUCUAGUUUCAUUAAAAGAACAAAGAUCUUUUAUAUGGAUAUCUUAUAUAAUCAUUGCUAAGUAAGAAGUUAAGUUGUUGCUAUUGCAACGAUCCUGGCAGACAACUGAGUAAUAUUUUGAUGAUUUAUUUUGUUUGUAAUUAAUUAUAAAAGAAAAAAUCUAGUUCCUAGAUAUUAGAAUAAAAAUUUAUUUUCUACUGUAUCCAUUUCAAAUGUUAAGAUAUUGUUUAAAUAUUUUUUUGAAAUCCCUGAAUAUCAGGCCUUGUUAUAAAUAAGCUGCAUAAUCAAUAGAUCAAGGGACUUUUUGUUGAUAAUCCAAAUACUCAAAAGUUUACGUAUAACAAGAAUUAUAAUAUGUGUGAGUGCGUGUGCAAACUCUUGAGGGUUGAUUAUGCUGCAGUUUGGCAUGUGGGAAAGUAUAGAGAGAAAAAUUUGACCUUUUGCACUUCUGUAUAUAGUCAAAAAGAGAGAGAGAAACCUGUAUAAUAGUAAGAUCUUAUUUUGAAUAAAAAUGUCUAUAAAUACAAGGAGUUUUGUUAAGGCUAAAAAAAAUAUGACAGGCUGAACAAAAUUGCUUGCUAAAAAGUGGCACAGAGUUAGCACUCCAGACCCCUUUGGAAAAAGUUGCUUUGCUUUAUGUGAACAGCUUCUAGUUUGCCAGGAUUUUUCCAGCUGGAAAGAUUGGCCAUCCUUCCCAAUUUUCAUGACUAACAAAAGCUGCACUGGUCAAGAUCUGCCUGAAGUUCAUUACUUAUUCAAAUAAAAUUAAAGAAAAAAUAUUUUUUUAAGAUACAGAAUUUCAAAUAAACAGGUACUUCAAACCAUUAAAGGGAAAUCAUGGAUCAAAUGUGUUGUACAUUACUCAAAACAACAACUGCAUGUUUAAAGUAUCAAAGAGAGAGAGAAAGAGAAAGAAAGAAAAUCUAUAUAUAUAUAUAAAAGAUAUAUAUUCUAUUCAAACCAGUUUCUGACAAAUUUCAGUAGUUUUAUUAUUCACACACUGAUACACACACAAACACACACACAAACACACACAACCAAACAGAAACCAAUAUUGACUUUCACACGCACAGAAACAGAUAAAAAAAUAUUGUCAACAGGCAAACCAAACCAAACAUCAUAGCUGUAGUUGUUAUGUAAUUAUUUUUAUUGCUGUAGUGAUCCUGUUCUUUUAGCAGGUGAAAAAAGAUACCCUAUCAAAUUUACCAUUUUUAACCUAAAGCACUUGAGAAACCAUGGGUAAUAUAUGAUGCCAAAGUGAACGGGUGGGGGAAAAAAUUAAAGAACAUUGGAUUUAUUCUGAAAAUUCACACAAAUUAAUUAAUAAUGUUGCACUUCCUUGCAACCCUGCAAUUUUCAUCUGCUGAAAGGACAGAUGUGCUUGUUUUUACUAUUAUGUAACCACAGACUUAAAUUUGCUUGGUAGUUGCUCCAAAUUAUGUACUCUGUCCUGGGCUGCAAUUUGUUUUUAUGCUUAUUUUAUUAUUACUGCUAUAGUUGACCUAGCUGUAUGGAAAAAAAAUAAAGUUAAAUUGCCCUAAUAAAA